Molecule: messenger RNA, 2869 nt
Organism: Onthophagus taurus
Lineage: Eukaryota; Metazoa; Arthropoda; Insecta; Coleoptera; Scarabaeidae
Gene: Tgs1
Product: Trimethylguanosine synthase 1
Biological process (GO): 7-methylguanosine cap hypermethylation
Cellular component (GO): nucleus
Molecular function (GO): RNA cap trimethylguanosine synthase activity
Source: RefSeq, a predicted model, not a curated record
AGAAUCGAUGAAUUCGUCUGCUACCAACAUUCCAAGCACAAAUGUUUUUAUAGUAUCCCCGCGAGUGUCCGCCCUUUUUUCCUAGAUAUUCCUCGAAUUAUGAGUGGUAGGAAGCCGUUUUGAGUGGUUAUUAUGAGCGAUUACCAGUGGGAUGCCCUCGCAGAAGUUUAUCUAAGCAAUAAAGACGCGGACACCGAUAUCUACUGCUUAUGUAGCAGGGUUUUUAUACGAAGUCGUGACGAUAAAAUUAAAUUAAACGCCAAUUUAACGGAUGAAUUCAGCGUUUCCGAAACGGAAGUGCUAACAGAAGAUGACAUAAAAGAUGGGUGCAUGACUGAAAUUGAACCAGAACAGUGCCAAAGCCAAGAAAGCAGUACAGAUCCAAAACACGAAAUUGACGCAGAAAUAGUUAGCUGUUAUUGUAGUGCCUCUCAUACAGACAACAUAUCAACAGAUGAACACGAUAGUCUUAGAGAAUCUCAUUCGAGUACCACCACCAAUAAUAAAUCGCACAUAAUCAGGGGCCUUCAAUCAAGCGAUAGCGGUGCGGAUCUAACUGAAUAUAACAUUAAAACAAUCGAUUACGAUUCCGCUUGGCAUCGAUAUUGGACUUUAAACGGUGAGCGGAUCAUUUGGGAUUCUUGGAUAGCCAAAUAUAGUGAUUACAUAAAUCCCGAAUUUUUACCAACAAGAGAAGAUAUAAAAGUUUACGAUAAAGUAUUAAUCGACUCUAGUAAUAGUAAAGAUCAUUCCAAAACAAAGUUUUCCUUUGAUAAAAAAGAUUUAGAAAAAUACGGUAUUGAAACGAUCACAGAAUAUGUGAGUCACUUAGAUCGUAUUGACGAAAAUGUUGAAGUUAAAGACUACAAAUCACAAGAUAAUUCAACUCAUGUUAGUUGUAUGUUGGUAAGAACGUUAUCCGGAAGUGAUUCUUAUGAUAAAUUACAAACAGAAGUCUCAGUAUCUGAAGGUUGGAAUCCUUUAUCUCCAAUUAGUAUUGAAUGUGAUGCUGAAGCUGAAAGAUUAUUGAGUUCAAGAUGUGGUUCUUACGCAAGCAGCUCCGCAAGAACGGUCGAUUCAAUGACAAAUGUUACUCGUAUGACCGUUUCUUCGUUUGAAUUAAGUGAUAAUAGCUCGAAAACUUCUGAUAGUUUCUCAUCGGUAAGUUCCGUUCAAAGUUCCUUUAGCUCAACUAGUUCUGAAGAAGCAGAUCCUGGUGAUCCAAAUGAUUAUAAACAACAAUGGGACGCUUUGUGGAAAAGACAUUAUGAAGAGGAGUACAUGCAAGAAUUUAAACGAUUCAUUUCGAUUAUUAGCGAUCAUCCUGAUAAAGACAAUAAAUUUGGGAACAAAAAGUCCUAUUUUGAAAAAACGGUAAAAGUUGAAAAUAAAGAUAAAAAUAAGGAUUCAUGUUCGAGUGUUGAUGGUUUAUUUCAUACUUUAAGUAUUAAAAUGAGUGAUAGUGACAUUGUAAUUGAAUCAAUUGAUGAUCAUGUUGAAGAACAAGAUCUUAUGAAAUCAAUUGGUUUACCCACAUCAUUUGGAAGAAGAGGACGAAAAAGGAUCGCAUUAAAAGAACAGGACAAUCAAAAAGUAGAAACAGAAGAGGAAGAACCAAGCAAUUCCGAUCACAUAAAAUCCGCUUUUAAUUUAAUGGGCUUAGAAUUUAAAGAAGAUUUAAAUAAAAGAUCAAAACUUAAAGGGCAUGUGGAAUAUAAAAUGAAACAUAUUCGCCUUCAAAAUCGUCAUUUAAAGUUACAUCGCCAAAAUCAUCAUAAUCAUCGCGUGAAGAAACCUAACCACAUUAGAUUUGACGAUGACGGAAAUAUAAUCCCCGAAGAUAAUGAUAAAGAUGAACUUGGCGUUUCGGAUAGUUCGGAUGACCAACAAAGUACUAGUUCGGAUAACGACGAAGAUCAAAACAAAAUGCAAACUUUUCCAUUGGAAGAUUUGGAAAAAUCGGAAACGGUUACUAUUAGAAAGAAAAAAAGGAAGAGAAAGAUUAAUCUUCCACCGGAAAUACGGGAAAAUCCGAAUUUGAAGAAAUAUUGGUCAAGGAGAUUUUCGUUGUUUCAUAAAUUUGACGAAGGGAUUAAACUAGAUGAAGAAAGCUGGUAUUCAGUAACCCCUGAACAAAUUGCAAGACAUACAGCGCAAAGAUUAAAGUGUGAUAUAAUAAUUGACGCUUUUUGUGGUGCCGGUGGAAACGCAAUACAAUUCGCAUUAACUUGUAAUAAAGUUAUUGCCAUUGAUAUCGAUUCUAAUAAAAUAGAAUUAGCUCGAAAUAACGCAGAAAUUUAUGGAGUUUCAAAUAAAAUUGAGUUUAUUGUUGGAAAUUUCUUGGAUUUGGCUGCAGGUUUAAAGGGAGAUGUGGUUUUUUUAAGUCCCCCUUGGGGUGGACCUUCCUAUUUAAAGCAACCUACGUAUGAAUUGGAGGAAUUUUUGCAACCGGUGCCUCUUUCAAAGUUAAUUGAAACUUCUAGGAUUGUUACUGAGAAUAUUGCGUUGUUUUUGCCAAGAAAUUCAAACACUUAUGCGUUGACGAUGGCGGCAGGUCCAUCAGGAUUCGUUGAAGUAGAACAAAAUUUCAUCAAUAAAAAAUUUGUAGCAAUUACUGCGUAUUAUAAGGAUCUUAUUAAACAUAUUUAAGCACAACACCAUUUAAUACUAAUUAGGAUAAUAUAGACCUCUUAACUUAAUCUUAACUAUUUAAGACAUGUUUCUUUUUAUAUUAUUUUUGUGAAACGAGUGGUUUGACUUAAUUGUUAUUAAUUUUCACUUCUAAGUUUGUGUUCCUAACGUUACUAUUAAAUAUAAAGAAUACAUUAUUUCUUAAAAUCAUCAAAAUAUUUUAUAAUUUUUGUAUUUU